Priapulus caudatus is the source of this 783-nucleotide messenger RNA. RefSeq lists its product as uncharacterized. The coding region runs from base 1 to 783 and encodes 260 amino acids. Gene Ontology annotation, molecular function: DNA helicase activity. Gene Ontology annotation, biological process: DNA repair; telomere maintenance. The record is from RefSeq and is a predicted model, not a curated record. NCBI's taxonomy places the organism in Eukaryota, Metazoa, Priapulida, Priapulimorpha, Priapulimorphida, Priapulidae. The transcript is spliced from 3 exons.
AUGGGUAAAUAUGAUCCAACCUGCAACAUCAGCCGUGGCUCCACAAAGGCCAAGCUGUUCCAAGAGUGCAAGCUCAUUAUCUGGGAUGAGGCAACCAUGCGCCACAAAGGCGCCUUUGAAGCACUCGCCAAGACCCUACAAGACCUUCGGCACAACACAAACGUCAUGGGAGGUUUGACUGAGCUGCUCUCAGGCGACUUUCGCCAAACCUUGCCAGUCAUCGCCAAAGGAACAACAGCAGAUGCUGUCAAUGCCUGCAUCAAGUCGUCCUACCUCUGCAGCAAGGUGAACCGCCACAGCCUGAAGACCAACAUGCUCAGCGGUAAUGAAGAAGCUGGCCGAUUCUCUCAGCAACUGCUGGAGGUCGGCAAUGGCAGACUCACCACCACAGCUGAUGGCCAAGUCAAGCUGCAAUUCGGCAAAGCAGCGGCGGACAUCACCCAGCUGAUGACCAAAGUCUUCCCCAACCUCCACCUUCGCUACCAACACCAAGACUGGCUGAGCGAGCGAGCCAUCCUUGCUCCCAAGAAUUUAGCCGUGGAUGACAUAAACGCCAAGCUGCUGGAGCAACUGCCUGGCGACCCAACGAGCUGCAAGUCGAUGGACACAGUUCCUGAUCCUGACCAAGUGGUGCACUAUCCGACCGAGUUUCUCAACAGCCUGACGCCCUCAGGUCUGCCACCACACAACUUGGUGCUCAAUGUCGGCGCACCCAUAUUGCUAAUGCAACCUGGAUGCUCCCAAGCUCUGCAAUGGCACAAGGCUCACAGCAUCACCGGGUAG